This is a messenger RNA of Ylistrum balloti, 7114 nucleotides long. RefSeq names its product endoplasmic reticulum membrane sensor NFE2L1-like. Gene Ontology annotation, cellular component: nucleus. Bases 473 to 2950 code for a protein of 825 amino acids. Gene Ontology annotation, molecular function: RNA polymerase II cis-regulatory region sequence-specific DNA binding; DNA-binding transcription factor activity, RNA polymerase II-specific. The record is from RefSeq and is a predicted model, not a curated record. The transcript is spliced from 9 exons. Gene Ontology annotation, biological process: regulation of transcription by RNA polymerase II. NCBI's taxonomy places the organism in Eukaryota, Metazoa, Mollusca, Bivalvia, Pectinida, Pectinidae.
CUUGGAGGAAUUUUCUCGAAUGUUUGUAAAUAUUUCAGGUGACAUUUCGUCAUAUUGUGCUGAGAUAUAACAUAACAAGUCAAAUAAUGCACAGAAAGUAUUGGAAAAUUUUGUUUAACUGACAAAGACAUGUUGCACGCCUAACCGCAAAGGAACUGUCAUGGCAUCCAAGUACACAAGACAACAAAACACCUUCUUCGUUCAUCGAGUUUAACCAAAUUUGAUUCUCUUGAAGGGACUUCAGAUAAACCUUUAUAUUUAUAUAUAUGACUAAUAACUUCAACUGAGGAAUCGUUUAAGCAGUACUCUGUGUCUGCAACGUGGUUUUCAACUGGGGAAUUACAACUUUCAUGGCCGAAUCGAGAAAGAACAAAGUGCUUUGUUUACCUUCGAACAUGGACGUAUGAGCCCAUUUCGGGUGUGUUAUAGACCCAUACUUCGUUAUCCUGAAAACGCCUUCUAAGCUGCUGGGAUGAGAUUCAAGGAGUAUUUUACUGACGGAUUGUUGAACAUCGCAAUUCUUCUCAGUUUAUUGAGGACAGAUUUGAAUAAUGUAGUUGAUCACACUUACAGUCAUUAUCCUGAAGUACAAGAGAUUUUAUACGGACAAACUGUUGCAUAUUCGUUAACUGAUUUUAAUAAUUAUAUAGAUUCACUUCAUGGAAGAAUUCAUCCGAAAUCACUAGACAAUAAUAUUGAUCUUAUUAUACAAGAUUUGCGAUCAUUAAGUCGGUUUGGUAACUGGCAUGGAUCAGCAAAUCCGCGAAACAAUGGAGGGAGAGGUAUUUCUGCAUUUCUUGCCAGCAGGUCACCAUUAAUUCAACAAAAUGUUCCUGUCAUUAAUCUAAACAAUCAGCACAAUAAUAAUGAUAAUGAAAAUUCAGAUGAAGGGGUGGUCCAGGAAAAUUUUGACAAUCACCUGACUGGUACAAUACACCAGGAAGAUGAAAUUGAAAGUGAUGUGCAUAAUGAGAUGUCUCUAUAUGAAGACGAGGGGGAAACAGAGGCAGCAUCACCUGAACAACAGACAGAGGAGUUGACAUCUGAGGAUCUGGAUUUGAUAGACGUGCUAUGGAGACAGGACAUAGACUUGGGUGUGGGAAAGGAGGUGUUCGACAUCAACCUCCGCCAGGAGUUGGAAAGAGAACGAGAGGUGGAACUGCAGAAGGAGAGACAGAAACAAAAAGAACGAGAAAUUCUGCAGCACAAGCAGGAGGAACAGAGACUACAACAACAUAGAAGAUGGCUGACAGAGAAUUUUAUGCAAGAUACAGAAACAGGUGAAUGGGUAGCUCUACGAGGAAGAGCAGCAAGCGGACAACCUCCAAUACCAAACAGUCAGCUUCAGAACUUUAUGCCAUACGAGAACAACAUGACUGUGAUGAGCGAGCCUCCACCAUUGGAGGGAGAUUAUCAUAUGCCAGAACAACAAUAUCAGCACACAUCACAAAUGAUGGCCCCUCCUCAAGCUCCGCCCUCUCAGAUGAUGACGGGAUUUGGGCCAGACAUUGCUAACUAUACGGCAACACAACAGAAUCAUGAACAAUAUGCUCCAAUGGGAAGCUUGGAGGAGAGGUGGCAGGAUCUUGUAAAUCUGCUGGAACUGCCAGAAAAUGAUACAAAUAUGAGGCCCCCCAUGGGAAUGGGCCCAGUAAACCAGUCUGUUGUGUCUCCCACGGACAACAGUUCAGUGUUAAUUCAGAAUGCCACCCUACCCGUGGCCCCUCAGCUCAACAAUUCACUGCCAACUCCAUACCCGAACACUUCCAUUCCUCAGCAGCAAAUGAAUAAUUUCACGUCAACUAGUUCUAGUGAGGGCUGUCCUACCCCACUCGACUGGGAGCGAAAUGACUUGUUCUACAAUAACGGUAGUGGUGGUGAGAACCAGUCUGACCCUAUAGUAGAGAUGGAGAGUAUUCUGCCAGACAUCAUCCCCGAGGACGGACUAGAGGAUUACAACCUCACAGAGAUGGCUCUUAAUGAUGGUUUACGAUCCAUGAGAAUGUUGGAUGACAACAGCAGUGAAUCAGGAGUGUCACAGGAGAGCUCUGAUCUGGACCAGUUCAGUGAGACAGCCCUGUCACCAUUUGAUGGUCUGGAAGGUGCCACAGGCGGCCAUGAAUACAGUGGUGGAUCUCCAAGCUUCAACAAAGCCAGCAGUUUCGAGAGUAACAAUUACAGCAAGUUUAACAACGGGGGAAGUGGCUACAACAACGAUGGAGAUAGCUACAAUAGCGGUGGUGAUAGUUACAACAGUGGUGGUGAUAGUUAUAGCUCCGGUGGUAGUUCUAAUGGUGAUAGUGCUCACAGCUCAUCAAAUGAUACAGACUUCAACUUCGCACCAACGAAAACAAACCACAUCGGUCACAAUCACUCCUAUCCACUACAACCCGGUCAGGCUCCACGCGAGUACAAGAAAUACUGCACUUCUGCAAAGAAAGAACCUCGCCACAAAGGCCCUCAGUGUAAAGAUUCAAAACGGAUACAGGAACUUCAAGUGCCGUUAACAGUGGAAGAAAUUGUGGAUGUUCCCGUUGAAGAGUUCAAUGAACUUCUUACACAAUACAAACUAACAGAACCACAAUUACAGUUAAUACGAGACAUUAGGAGACGAGGGAAAAACAAGGUAGCGGCUCAGAAUUGUCGGAAACGGAAGUUAGAUGUUAUUAUAAAUCUCGAGGAUGACAUGACAUCUCUAAAAGUCACUCGAGAUCGCCUGCUACAAGAGCGGCAUGCUAUUGACAAGCAGACACGUGAAAUGAAGGACAAAUUCAGCUCUCUAUAUAGGGAGAUUUUCCAGUCUCUAAGGGAUGAACAUGGUCGUCCAUAUGACCCUCAUCUCUUCUCACUGCAGCAGUCAAGUGAUGGCAAUGUGUUCCUCGUCCCUCGUAAUGUCACUGCAGAUGAGCAACAGGCCAAGAACAAGAAGAAGAAAAGUGAGAAAAAGUGAAUGUACUCUUUAAGAGUUAAAGCAGCAAUUUGCCCCAAAGGGUCUCUGACCUCUGAUGAUAGUGCUACAGCCUAAAUAUCUGCAUUUCAGAGGCAUUUCACUCAAAACUUUUGGUCCCAUUAACUUUAUCAUUACAUUUCAUGAUUCAGCAUGUAAAGAAUCUGGAUAUAAAAAGAAGCAAUAUGAGGGGGUGUACAUUUGUCUAUGAAUUACAUGAUAAUAUGUAUCUUAGGGACUGAUGACAUGGUUAAAUCAAACAUUUGUAAAGAAAUAGUUCUAACUAGUCUACAAGUUUGGUAAAAGUCUGACAUUACAGAAAUAUUAAUUGGACAAAACUGUGUGCAGAACUUUUAUAAGUCUACAGGGUAUUUUAUAUUCAUUAAUUCCCCCUAUGAAUCAUAAUAGACUUCCUUAUCAAACAAUGCGGUACCUAAGAUUUUUUAAGAGGUUUGUGUAGAAUCUUUGGAUUUGGGAAGAAAAAAAUUUGACUGGAAUUCUAGCUUGCUUUGUGAAUUGUGAUAGAGGUGCUUUAUUUAUGGAUUUCAAAUCCAAGUUAAUAGUAGGAAUUUAUACACGGAAGGUGGAUUAUCAUUAAAAUGAUAAAUAAUUUCAGGUUCGUGUUAUAAGGAAUUCUUCUGUAAUUCAUGAUUCUGGAUGUUAGAUCAAAUUUGGAAUCCAGUGCUGUUAAACUAAUAUUGAUGAAUUUUAUUUUUAUUUUUUUUUAGAUCAUCAUAAUGUUAUUCCCCAGCCCUUGUACUUGCGUUGUCAUUAUAUUACUGUUGAUUGUGUCACCUAUAUAAUGUAAAGUAUAUCUCUCUAAUGGUAUAUACUAUAAUGAUACCUGAUGCAGCAAAAUGGUUCUGACACAACAAUGAUAAACUAUUUGGUGAAACCAAACUCAACAAUGGUUGUCAGUAAAUAUAGAAAGAUCUUAACCUGCUUUAGUUAACAAGGGAGGGAUAUCUUAACUAGCUAGAGUUAAUGGUAUGGGGAGAUCUAAUCUCUAGGGUUAACAGUAUAGGGAGAUCCUAACCUGCUUUGGCUAACGAUUAGGCAAAACUUAACCAGCUAGAGUUAACAGUAUAGGGAGAUCUUAGCCAGCUAGGUUAAACAAUAUAGAGGAAUCUUAACCUGCUGUGAUUAGUGAUUAAGGGAGAUCUUAACAUUUGGUGGUUAACAAUAUAGAGAUAUCCUAACCUGCUUGGGCUAACGAUUAGGCAAAACUUAACCAGAGUUAACAGUAUCAGGAGAUCUUAGCUAGCUAGGGUUAACUAUAUAGGGAGGUUUAACCUGCUGUGGUUAACAAUAAAGGGGAGAUCUUAACCUGCUGUGGUUAACAGUAUAGGAGGAUCUUAACCUGCUAUGGUUAACAGUAUGGAGGGAUCUUAACCUGCUGUGGUUAACAGUCUGGGAAGAUCUUAACCUGCUGUGGUUAACAGUAUAGGGAGAUCUUAACCUGCUGUUGUUAACAGUAUAGGGGGAUCUUAACCUGCUGUGGUUAACAGUAUAGAGCUAGCUUAACCUGCUGUGGUUCUAGGAGGAUCUAGCUAGGGUUAACAACAGUGAGGCGGUGUCUUGAGAAUCUAUAAAUAUUUGUGGUUAGCAUCAUUCCAUAUCAUUGUCUUUCAUUGUUUAAAAUAUUGUAGUUAUUACUUGUUCAUGUUUGGUAGAUAUCAUACAUAUAAGUUUUUGUAGCUCUUUUGUAUUUUUUGUGUGUUUGUGGUUAUGAAAAAAAAAAGUUUUGACUGUGUUUUGUUGUUUUGAAUAAAAGUGCUGUUAUUUGUGUGAAGAAAAAUAUGAUGAAGGAAAGAGUCUGAGAAAUUGGAGAUGCAAAUGUUUUGGAGUGUAAAGAGAGAGGAUGUAAGAAGAUUUGUAAACAUUUGAGUACCAUCAAGUAAAUAAUGAAAACACUUGAGGUCUGGGUAGUUUGAUAUUUACUAUCAACACAUUUGAAUAUUCUCUAUGUUUUUUAUAGAAUUGCAAAUGAACAUUAAAUUUUCAUUACAGGUAUUUAAAUUAGAAAUCAAUUUUAUUUUAAAAAAGAAUUUUCUGCUUGUUUAUGUUAAGAAAAAAAUGUUUUCAAAAUCCAGAUCAUCAAGAUGGUUUUGUAUGCUAAUGCUUUGUUAUUGCAGUGUUGCUACCAGUUUUAUCUGAUUAAACCUCCUACAGGUUUUCAUGGCUAAAGCUGGUAUCCCAUUGCAGAUUUCAUAGAGAUGUUGUUACUAUUGACAGUCAGAUCUGCCUGAGCAUUUCAUUUUAUCACAGAAAACAUAUACAGUCGCCUUGUCCUUCAUACAGAAUAACCAUGUAUCUGAUAUAUAUAGAUUAUCCAUAGUGACCAUUUACCAAUAGUGUGCAUAUUAUAUCUAUCUUUUUAAUAGAAUUACUAGUACACUCAUUUGAUCAGCUUUGUCAUAAUAACAUUUUAUCAUUUUUGAAAAUAACUACAGCUGACAUCAUAUGAAGAAAUAUGUUGAACAAUUUGUUAAAGAAUUUUGUUAUAAAUUUUGUUGAGUUAUAUUUAAAAUCUGUUUAUGAUUGAAUAUGUGUUUGAGUCCUUUGCUAAGUAUUUCACCUAUGUGCCUGUAACUGCUCCAAAAAACAAUCUUGAGGAGAAGAUUGUUGGAUACAGCCAACAAAAAUUUAUGUCACCACCAUUCUAAUCUUUGAAACCUCUCAGAAAGGAAAUCAAGAAUUACAAUUGUUACUGCAGAUACUAUCAUAGUCUUCUAGCUGUACGUAAUUGACGUUUGUGACAAGGUGAAUGCCAACAGUACAACAUGUAUUGGCCUGCCAUAUGCUAUCACUAUAACAGGAUAAGUGUCUCCAGUUAAGAACAAUGAUAAACUCUUAUAAGAAAUCCUUUACAAGAAAAUAUUUCCAUUUAUAUGAAAGUUCAGGAGUAUGAGCCAUUCACCAUAUAAAGUGACAGUUGUUGCCAGAUAGGAGCCAAAGCUGACAUGUUUACUUCUACAAAGAAAAUCAUGAAAUGAUAUGAAGAUCGAAGCCAUGUUCCAAAUUGAUUGCUUUUCUGUCGGUUUUGAAAUAGAUGAUCACUGUAAUUUGUGGGUGGCAGAUUACCUGUGUGUUCUUGAGUUGAGAACUAAUUAUGAUAAUUUGUAAUCUAAUUUAAUUUGGUUUAAUCUUUGGCUAAUUGGAUUUGUACACAUUAGGGAUUAUAGUGUGGAGGCUUGAUAACAUCAGCUGUUACGUCAGGCACGAUUAAUAUUAGACAUAGGAUUAAUAUUAGGAACACGCGUAUGGUCAUUGUCAGCCACUAGCCAAAGUAAGGCUAGCUAACUCAGAACACAAUGGUAGGUAUUGGGUGUCAAUGUUCACCUGUGUAUUGUUUCAGAUUCAAGCAUGCGUGUGUACAUGGAAGUAGAUAAUGGCUGCAGGUCUCCGAUAUUCAUAUCAUGUUGUUAAAAACAAAGGCUCUUCAGAGUCUUGGACAAAUGAUUGAAUAAAGAUAAAUUGGGAUUCUUUUUUUCAUUUAUAAUAAUCUUUGGUACUGUGCGAGCUUUUAUUGUCAAAAUCUAGCAAACAGCCGUCCAUUGUCAGGAGACCAGGAGGCAAUCUAUGUUAAUACUGUAAACCAUUCGCCCAGUUCAAUGUCAGAUGACACCCGUACUGUUGGCCCAUAGAUUGUUCAUGUAUUCAGAUGGCCAUAAUCUUACUUUGUUUAAAUCUUUUGCAGAGCAAUCAACUUUCAGUAAUUAAUCAAACAUCAGUAAUAACGAUGUUUUCAUUGUUAAAUAAAGUAUGCCCAGUAUUGCCUUUCUUUAUGUUUUUGGCGAUUUAUGUAUAGAAAAAGGAUUCUUCAAUACAGAUUCAGACAUUAAUGAUACUGAUAGAAUGAAAACAGAUAGUGGGAAUGAUCUGGUUGAUUUGAUAGAAUUGGGAGUUAAAAGAUUUGUUUUAGUAAAACUCUUGGCACAGGAAAAGUUUCUCACUGAAAUGCAAUUUAGCAAAGGCAGACUUGAUUUGUACCAUAUUUUGUGAUAUAAAGUGCUAUUUUUCCACAGAAAUAUGGUGUUGCAUGAUGUAUGAUGUAUUUCAUGUACAGUAAUGAUGUUCCAUUUCAUUGCCUAAUGAAUUUAUUGUAUAUCAAACAUUGUGAAAAAAUGUUUUGAAAAAAUAGAAAUACACAGGUUUAUAUAAAAA